AUGGUUCCUUCAUUAUUUUCCAUCAAAUCUAAUAAUAAGUACUUUGUAGUCUUAAUCACAACAUUUCUCUUGUUACUCAUUGUCCCCAUAGCCAAACAAGAAGAUCAACAAAACUACUAUUACUAUUAUUACUCAGAAAGAACUGCCCUUUACUCUCUUAAAGCAAUUCUAAAUCAUCAGUUCCUCAACAAAGCCUGGACCGGUCCCCACUGCAAUUUCGGUACCCCGAUAUGGUACGGGAUCAAGUGCUCCGACGACGGCCACGUGGCAGAAUUAGUAUUGGAAAAUAUGAAUUUAAGUGGACGUAUUAGUGGAGAUGCAUUAGUCAAAUUCACUGACUUGUCUAUUCUAAGUUUCAAAAACAAUUCUUUGAGUGGUACUUUGAUGGAGUUUGAUUUGAACUCGAAAUUGACUAGAAUUGACCUUUCUCGAAACUCUUUUACCGGAGAGAUUCCUCUCUCGGUCUUGAGAGUUUCGAGAUUGGAGCGGUUUUUUGUGGAGGAAAACUCUUUGACGGGACGGGUCCCGGCUUUUAACCAAUCUAGCUUAAGGGAAUUCAAUGUCUCCAACAACAAUCUCAGUGGUGUUGUCCCUUUAACUCCAACGUUGAAAUUAUUCACCUCUAAUUCAUUUUCGGGAAAUAGUGAACUACACUACUCUUUUGUCGUCGUGUCUCGUGUUCAAAACGACAACACGACCUCGUCUACGACAGAAGAAUCAUCAUCUAAAAACGACAAGAAGAAAUCAAAAUCAUACACAAAGUAUUUGCUUCUUUUGAAUGUCGUUUUAGUAGCGGCGGUGAUUGUUAUGGUCAUUUUGUACGUAAGGAAAAGGAAGAAGCUUAAGAAAGUAAUUAAAGGAAAAACCAAACAAGGCCAAGAUCAAUUGAAAGUCAACAAAAAUAAUAAUGACCAACGAAUGAUCGUGAUCAAAAAUGUGGAAAAUGAAGAUCAAAUCAAAACCGUUGAAGUAAAUAAAGCUAGUGCAAGUACUAGUAAUAGAUUAGUAAAAUCAAAUCAUCAUAAUAAGAAUGUAAAUGAAGAGAAAGGUAAGCUUUUGUUCCUUGGUGGAGAUGAUGAGAAGAUGGGGUUUGAGAUGGAAGAUGUUCUCAAAGCUUCGGCGGAAGGGUUGGGACAAGGGACGUUAGGGAAUUGUUAUAAGGCGAUGAUUAUGGAAAGGGAUGUGGCGGCGGUGGUGGUUAAGCGGUUGAAGAAUUUGAAGCCUUUGACUGAUGAGGAAUUCAAGAAGAAACUUCUUGUGGUUGCUAAGCUUAAACACCCUAAUUUGCUUCCUGUUAUGGCUUACUACAACAACAAGAAUCAGAAGAUGUUGCUAUAUAAGUACGUGGAGAGAGGCAACCUUUUUCAACGACUUCAUGGAGGUAAAGGUACUAGAAACCGAAUUCCAUUUCGAUGGGGCCCAAGGUUAAGCGUUGCACGUGGGGUAGCACGUGCCAUAGAAUAUCUCCACCUCAACACUUCUUCCCAAGUUACAGUCCCUCACGGGAACCUAAAGUCCACAAACAUUCUUCUCGAAACAAACGACACCGUUUUGGUAACCGACUACAGUCUUGCUUUUCUGAUCAUCGCACUUCCCGUCGUGAUUCAACGCACCGUUUCGUACAGAUCACCAGAGUACAAAUCAACUAGGCGAGUUUCGAAGAGGACUGACGUUUGGAGCUAUGGCUGUCUUCUCUUAGAACUCUUGACCGGAAAAGUGGCAGCAUACACUUCCCCAACCGGCGCGAAGGGAGUGGAUCUGUGUAGUUGGGUCCACAAGGCGGUGCGAGAAGAAUGGACGGCGGAGAUCUUUGAUGUGGAGAUAGCUGUUAAUCGAAGAAGUGCUAUUCCUGGAAUGUUGAGGAUGUUGGAGAUUGCGUUGCAUUGUACUGAGAAGUCUCCGGAGAAACGUCCUGAUAUGUCAGAGGUUGUUAGAGAGUUGGAGGAGAUUCAGUUUGUUGAUCAGUCUGAAGAUGAGAAUGAGCCUUACUCUAUUGAACGAUCCUACACCACUGAUGAUUCUAUUUCUAUUACCAUGAAAUGAUGAUGAUCAUGAUAUAUCACAGACAGGCCCAAUCUUGGCUGAAGCUUUAGCCUGUGAGAAAAAUGGUAUAUUUUUAUGCAGUGAGAAAAAUGGUAUUCUCGUAAAAUUUUAUACAAUAGGCCCAAUACUAUCCAAACUUCACUUUACAUAUCACACAAAAAUUCUUGGGCCCAUUAUUGCUCUAAUCAUAAGUAGAAUGAAUUUGUAUGUUACAAUCUUUUAGUCAACUUUCACGUUUAAAAAUACAUGUCAGAAUAUUUUUUUUAAUUUUUUUUUCACAGAGGUGUUCAUUAUGCUUACAACAUCAUCCCUGUAAAUUUUUGAAAAAUUUCGAAUAAUUUACAGUGCCAAAAAUACGUUUGAAGUUGUUUGAACGCGCGUGGUAAACUGGAAUAUCAGGAAUUCUAUUUUCGGUACUGUAAACUAUUUGGAAUUUUUAAAAAAUUUACAGGGAUGAUACUGUAGCUAUAACGAAUACCGCUAUGAAAAAAAUAUUUCGGCAUGUGAUUUUAAACGUAGAGAUUGACUAAGAGGUUGUAAUAGGAGAUUGUAAUUAGCAUUUCUCAUCGUUUAUUUAUAGUGUUUUUAUAUAACAAUUACAUACUGUGCACGAAAAGUAAACAAUAGAGAAGAAUAUUGUGCAAGGAAAUUAAACUCUAGUCUAGUGUGAGACCCUAGGGUUCGCUCGACGGACCUUGACAUCACUCGAUGCUUAGCUUGUGGGAUAGCAGCAUGCGAGUGAAGUGCACCUGCCAGGGGGCAGCAGACAGCAGCAACAUAGGCACGCAGCAACAUUGGGGGGUGUUAGCUGAGCUUGGCUACGUGAUGGGCUUAGAUGGACGUGACUUUGCAUGGGCAAAACUAAACCGUGAGUGUGAGUGUAUGUGCAUACUAAUGGGUUGUUGGGUUGACUGACUAAAUUGGGAUGAAUCUAAGCCAUGGCAGAAAAAAUUUGAGUGUGAGAAAUUAACCUUGUGACAUCUAGACCCUAGUACAAGAUUGAAACCUGACAUGUAUACCAGUACCAAAAAAUGCGCAGGUUCGGUAGGCACUUUCCUACACCCAAAACCCAAACUUGGGGUGCCCGCUUGAAUAUGCACACCUAAUUUCUAGU
Messenger RNA from Cannabis sativa, 3157 nucleotides. RefSeq names its product probable inactive receptor kinase At1g48480. Bases 1 to 2043 code for a protein of 680 amino acids. Lineage: Eukaryota; Viridiplantae; Streptophyta; Magnoliopsida; Rosales; Cannabaceae. Gene Ontology annotation, biological process: protein phosphorylation. The transcript is spliced from 2 exons. Gene Ontology annotation, molecular function: protein kinase activity; ATP binding; protein binding. The record is from RefSeq and is a predicted model, not a curated record.